This is a messenger RNA of Chelonus insularis, 8131 nucleotides long. RefSeq names its product ATP-binding cassette sub-family C member Sur-like (gene Sur). Bases 143 to 7618 code for a protein of 2491 amino acids. The transcript has 26 exons. The record is from RefSeq and is a predicted model, not a curated record. Gene Ontology annotation, cellular component: membrane. Gene Ontology annotation, molecular function: ATP hydrolysis activity; ATP binding; ABC-type transporter activity. Gene Ontology annotation, biological process: transmembrane transport; protein phosphorylation. Lineage: Eukaryota; Metazoa; Arthropoda; Insecta; Hymenoptera; Braconidae.
UAGAUUUAUGAACAAAUGUCAAAGAGAUUAUAAUUUUGUGUCAUAUUUACGGAUGCCUUAGAAGAAACGAUUUAUUUGUUCACCACUACCAACACGCGUGUCUUAAAGGCAGUUAGAGACACAACAAGAGUGAGGCUUUGUGAUGAUGGGUUUGUGUAAGAAGACUGCAUUUCUGCGGCUGCUGCCCACUUCCGGUUGGCAUUUAGUAUGGACAUGGGAUACCGACAAUGGGACUACGAUCAAAAUGACAAGUAGUGCAUCAUCAAGAUUCGAUUGUUUUGUUGAAGUUGUUAAUCUUGCAGUAGUUAUUCUUGCCUUAAUAGCUGCUCUAUGUAUCAUCGUGAAGUAUAAAUUCACUGACCAAAGAAUGUGUACGACAAAUUUACUUCCCUGCCACAAUCUCCGCAGUGUUCUCUGCAUUCUUCUUCUUCUCGUGCUACUUCUAGAGUUUUCAGAGGCUUUAAUAGAUCAAGCGCCUGUUUCACAAUCAAUUUCCUUGCUCGCUGUUAUUUUUUGUUGGAUUUUACAUCGUGAAACUGAAAUGAGAGAUGGCCUAGGGUUAGCAGUGUCUGGUGGUGCUUUUAUAACUAUCGCAGUAGCAAGACUGUGGCGAUUAUUCCACUUGAUCAGAUUCGACUUGACUAUCAGGCACGUGCGGAUGAUUAGCACGAUUGGAACAAGUCUCUUAUGUGGAUUACUUGCUCUCGUUGACUCUUAUGCUCUUUAUCGUCUUAUGGAGAGGAGCAAGCGUUACGACGUUCAAGCAUCCGGAAAUACUCGUGUGUCUUACAGACACGCUUGCUCGGUCUUACUAAGCAAACUGACAUUUCAUUGGGUUGUUGAUCUGCUUUGUCGCGGCUACCGCGCACCACUUGACUUUAAUGACCUCGGAGAAUUACCUGAAGAAGAGUCAACCAUCAUUCAAUUUGAAAAAUUUAAAAAAAUUUAUGAAGAACAAAGAUACGCACAUUUAGAUGACAAACCAUCACUUUGGUCCUGCUACUGGAAACAAGUAUGGCCUGCUUUCCUUGUUGGUGGAAUUCUCAAGUUCUUUGGUGAUGCUACAACACUUAUUGGACCGUUAGCCAUUUCGAAAAUUGUUAAUUAUGUAGAAGUUAUGCAAAAUUCAACUGAAAGUGGAGAAAAGAAAUUUAAAAAUUAUAUAACCCUUCAAGAGUUAUUGGAAAAUGGUUAUUUUCUUGGUCUUCUCGUAUUUCUAGCUGUUAUAUUACAAAGCACAUUAAGUCAAGCAUCAACACACUUUCUUAAUGUCGAGGGCAUUCGACUAAGAACUGCCUUGCAAGCUUUAAUCUAUCAUAAAUCACUACGUUUAUAUUCCUGGACUAUUAUCGAAGAGGAAGAAACUUCUGGAAAAGAAAAUGAUAAAGAUAAUCACCGGUCUCAUGUAGCAGACAUUGGAACACUCACAAAUUUAAUGGCUGAAGAUGCAUACAAUGUCAUGAGCUUCUUCUGGAUUGGUCAUUACACUUGGGCAAUUCCUCUCAAGAUCAUAGCAAUAAUUUUUCUACUGUAUAUGAAGCUGGGAAUUAGUGCGAUAAUUGGUGCAGUUUGUUGCAUAUUAAUUGUAACACCAUUGCAAUUAUUUCUUGGGAAAAAGAUGUCAGAUAAUUUAAAAUCAAUAGCGGAGCGAAGUGACGCGAGACUGAAGCUCUUAAAUGAAAUUCUUCAAGGCAUGAGACUAGUCAAGCUGCGAGCGUGGGAAGUGGUCUUCGAAAAAAAAAUCCAAAGAACUCGUGAAGAAGAACUCAGUCUGCUUAAUAAGGACUCGAUCUACUGGGGACUUAUAACAUUUCUGACCCACGCCUCCUCUGUUUUAAUGACUCUCUUCACCUUCGGUGUCUACUUUUGGGUAGAGCAAACUCAUUUGGAUGCUGGAAACGUUUUUGCGAGUCUUGCCCUCUUCUCUCAACUUACAGUUCCCCUUUUUAUUUUUCCUGUCAUCAUUCCAAUCAUCUUGAAUGCUAGAAUUUCUACUAAAAGACUGGAAGACUUCUUAUCACUGCCAGAAGUAAUCAAUGUACUUCCAGAUCCAAGAGUAAAUCGACGAAUUGAUGAGAAUGAUGAGCAUCGAACGUCAGAGAUUUCUAUCUGUGAAAGCCAUAUUGAGGAAAGAACUUCGGUAAAAAUCCCCACCUUCGGAACUCUAGGAAAUAUCAAUGAAGAUGAUGAAGAUCUUCGAGGUCUACAUAUUCUAGGAACAUACGAUACAAGUUCCUCAUCAGAUACAGUCUUUGAAAAAGACCCAGAACCAUCAAUGAAACCAGCGCUCCUCCAUAUCACUGGAGUUUUCUCCUUGGGCUCUGACGACGCUCACUUAAUAAUCGACGAUCUUAUUAUUCCUCGUGGGAAGUUGACUCUGAUAGUCGGGAAGACUGGGAGUGGAAAGACCUCCCUGAUAUCAGCAAUGUUGAGCGAAGUGCUGAAACUACAAGGAAAAAUCGAAUGGGCCAAGGAUAGCCAAGUAGCAUAUGUAUCACAAAAGCCUUGGCUUCUCAAUACGACUUUGCGUGAAAAUAUAAUCUUCGGUUCUACUUACAAUCGCAUUAGAUACCGAUGUGUUUUAAAAGCAUGUGCACUUCAACCAGAUAUUGAUAUUCUUCCUGGGAAAGACAUGACGCGAAUUGGAGAAAAAGGGAUAAAUUUAAGUGGAGGUCAGAAGCAAAGAAUUGCAAUAGCAAGAGCUGUUUAUAGUGAUGCUGACACUGUAAUCCUUGAUGAUCCUCUUUCGGCUUUAGACCAAGCAGUAGGUCAACAAAUAUUCGAUCAAGCGAUCCAAAAACUGUUAUUACGACGAGGACGAACAGUUGUGAUGGUAACACAUAGAUUAGAAUUAUUGCGAGCAGCUCACCAGGUGAUUGUAACUGAAGACUGUAGAAUUCGAGCCGUUGGAACGUUGACGAGCAUCGAACUAACUGAUCCAGCGUUGAUAGAAGAAUGGAAGGAAACAGCAAGACGACGUUUAGACAUUGCAGGAGGUCCAAGAACUGCUAAAGAACGUUGGUCCUUGGUAAGACUUGUUUCCCGUAUCGCUGGCAUCUCCAUGAAGCACAGACAUGCCAGUGACGGCUCCUGGAUCACAGAUGCGGACGCCCACGUGUCUCCACCAACGUUCGUACCCCUUCGGCUACGAAAAUCAAUGAUGUCUGGGUCUAGAUAUCUCGCACAUGACCUUACAGACCUCCCAGUUGCUGUUGAUGAGUGGGGAGUUGUCAGGAAAAGACACAAGAAGCAUCGAGUUGCUGCAAGAGCAACCAGUCUUCAACCUCCAAAACAUCCACCUCCUGUUCUCCGUCAAAGUUCUACCCCAACGAUUCUAGAAACUCACUACAUCGCCCCUAGAAAGAGACAUCAUACUUUGGAUAGUGGACAGAAUACUAAUGUCUUGAAGCAAUUUUUUUCUAGUAAAAUUAUUAAUCUAGCCUCGGAUGAAACGGCAAAUAAGGAAAGGAAGGUCUUGAAGAGGUUGAUGUCUUCUUCUUCAAAUAAAACAAGUCCUCAAGAGUGGGAACAUCAUCCAAUAAAGAGACUUCUAUCCACAGAGUCGGGCAUUACUGAAGAUUUUGAUGAAGAUAAGUGCACUGAGUGUCAAGAUUCACAAGUAUCAGAUCCUGAUGAAGAUGCAAGCGGAUUAGUGACUGCUGCAGUCUGGAUGGAUUAUCUUAAAGCAGGAGGCUUUACUCCAGGUCUUAUUUAUCUUGUAGCAGCUCUUGGAUGCCAAGCUUUACGAGUAUUUACCGAUUUAUGGCUUAGUCAGUGGACCAAUCUCGGAAGUCAUCAAUUAAAUAAUCAAGAAAAAACUGUUUUUUAUUUUAGAAUAUAUAUUAUUCUUUCUAUCUUCUCUAUAUUUUUAGCAGCCUUAAAUAGUGCUGCAGGACAAUGGGCUGGUACUAGUGCGCGUAAAAAUAUUCAUCAGGGAGCUAUUGCAUCAAUCCUUCGAGCUCCUUUAAUUUUUUUUGAGCAAACACCCGUGGGUAGGGUUCUGAAUCGGUUCAGUGCUGAUAUGGGCGUUAUUGAUAAAAAACUGUCUACAUCGUUCCAACGAUUAACAUCGUUUAUUCUUCUUUGUGGCUCUGCUAUCAUUGUGAACGUCAUCAUAUCUCCUUGGUUUUUAACAGCUGCAAUACCAACUUGUUUGGCGUAUUUUUUUCUACAAAGGUUUUACAGAAUCAGCGCUCGAGAGCUUCAAAGAAUUGAAGGAAGCACUCGAGGACCAGUUGCUGCUCAUUUCUCAGAAACUUUAACUGGAUUACCAGUUAUAAGAGCUUCAAAACAGCAAGAAAGGUUCAUGGACGAUAUGAUUGAAUAUUUAAAUGCUAAUACAAACGCUUUUCUUAUUUUAAAUACCAGCAGCCGAUGGUUAGGAAUAGCUUUGGAUUAUCUGGGUGCUGUGGUAGUUUUUGCGUCAAUAUUUGCAGCUUUGCUUUCAGCAGAGCUGUAUCCAGAAAGAGUAACACCAGCGUUAGUUGGAUUAGCGGUGAAUUAUACAUUUCUUGUUCCUAUUUAUCUUAACUGGGUCGUUAAAUUUGUCUCAGAAAUUGAAAUGUAUAUGGGAAGUGUUGCGAGGCUUACAUCUUAUGCUGAAAUGCCUCGGGAGAAUUAUCGUGAGAAUGGAUAUGUAGCAGAAGAAACUUGGCCAGAAAAAGGAGAAAUAAUAUUUGAGAAUGUAUCCCUACGCUACCAUCCAGACUGUGAACCCGUAGUUAAAGAUUUAAAUCUACGCAUUCCCGCUGGGCAAAAGCUGGGAAUUUGUGGUAGAACUGCUAGCGGAAAGUCAUCAACAGUUAUGGCUCUCUUUCAGUUAUUAGAAGUAUCUCAAGGACGAAUUUUAAUUGAUGGAAUAGAUUUGAAAAGAGUGUCACUGUUAAGUUUACGUUCAAGGCUCUCAGCUAUUCCUCAAGAUGUCAUCAUGUUCAGUGGUACAAUUCGAGAAAAUCUUGAUCCUUUAGCUGAGCAUACUGAUGAUGAACUUUGGACUGCACUAAAGCUUACACAAAUGAAAGAUGUGAUUUCUUCACACCCGGAAGGUCUUGAUCUGGAGGUGCGAGAAGGUGGGGAAAACUUCUCUGCAGGCCAGCUGCAAUUGUUAAGCAUGGCACGAGCAACACUUCGAGAUUCAGCAGUUGUAAUUCUUGAUGAAGCCACUAGUGCCUUGGAUUCUUCAACAGAAAAGUAUUUAUUGAAAGAAGUAUCAUCAACUUUUAAAGACAAAACAGUAAUUACAAUUGCGCACCGAGUAGCAUCUUUACUUUAUUGCGAUAAAGUCAUCGUUUUCAGCGAAGGGAAGAUUAUAGAAGAAGGAUCACCUCAUGAAUUAUCUCAACGUCCUUUAGGAUUUUUUGCUGAAAUGUUGAAAACAUUCGAUUACUCAAUGUCAAGACUCAGUUCCAGCGAUGCAUCGGUGUCGGAAGAUAGGAUGAGAUUUUCGUGCUUCCCUAGAGCAAGUAUCCUGGGACAAAGGGGAAGUAUCAACUUUUCUCCAGUUCCAGGAUAUGAAGAAACAUCGAGCGUCACUGGAAUUAGCAUUAUAAGUAAUGGAGACGGCAGGGAGCCAAUUCCGAUGAGCUAUAAGCGCGCUGGCGAUCUUGAUGACAAUGGAAUGAUAAGACAAUUUUCAAGUUCAGCUACUUUAAAUGGCUCGGGACCACUAAAUGUUUAUACUCCAACAUCAAAGAAAAAUGGACGAAAACCUGAACAAGGAUUAAUGAGAUCAGAUACCAUUGAGUCAGAUAUAUCUCAACAAGGUUUAAAGAUUCCUAGAGGGGGAGUUAUAGGGCGAACUCCAACUCCACCUUCUGCUCCAACACCAAUCUAUGAAAAGGAUGCUAGAUCAAGAAAACAAAUAAAACGAGCUAUACUUGAAAAUGAAUUUUUGGGAAAUCUUGAAGAAGCUCAAGUUGAAGCUCUAGUAUCUGCAAUGUAUCCAAAAGCGAUACCUCCAAAUACUCUGGUCAUUCAUGAAGGAGAUAUAGGCUCUCAUUUUUACGUUUCGGCGGAAGGAGAAUUUGACAUUUAUGAGGGCAGUAAAUUCCAACGGAGUUUUGGACCGGGAGUUGCUUUUGGAGAACUUGCGCUUUUAUAUAACACAAAGAGGCUGAGAUCAAUUAGUGUAAAAAAAGGAGGAAAAGUAUGGGUCCUAGACAGAUCAGUUUUUCUGACAGUAAUGAUGAGAAGUGCGCAGGAUCGUCUGGAAGGAAAUUUACGAUUCUUACGGAAAGUUUCAGUGUUACAAAAAUUACCAGAACCCAAAGAGCAUGUUCUAGCAAAAAUAUCUGAUCUGAUUCGAGUAGAAUUUUUCCCUGCAGGGGCUAAAAUUCUACGGCAGGGAGAAAAAGGUGAUAAAUUCUUCAUUAUAAGUGGAGGGAAUGUACGGAUAACUAAAGAUACUGAGUACGGAGGAGAAGAAGAGUUAGUAGUACUUGGAAAAGGCCAGUAUUUUGGAGAGAAAGCUCUUUAUGAUAAGGAAGAUAAUCGAAGACAAGCUAAUGCUAUUGCUCUAGCACCUGGAGUAGAGUGUCUGACUCUCGAUGGAACAUCAUUCCUUAAUUAUCUUGGAGGCUUAGAUGAGAUUCGAAAUAAAGACUGGUUAGCCGAGUAUGAAAAACAGAAAAGAUCAUUGACACCAAAGCUAUGGACAAAUGAAUACUCUGAUGUGACUUUGUAUGAUUUGGAAAGCAGAGGAACACUUGGAGUUGGAGGAUUUGGUAGGGUUGAAUUAGUUACACUAAGAGCAGAUCCUGAUAAAAGUUUUGCAUUGAAAAAACUUAAGAAAAAGACUAUGGUUGAUCAGCAACAACAAGAACAUGUCUUGAAUGAAAAAUGUAUCAUGCAAGCCUGUGAUUCACCUUUCAUUUGCAAACUUUACCAAACCUAUAAAGACUCGAAAUAUGUCUAUUUCUUAAUGGAAGUAUGUCUUGGUGGAGAUGUUUGGACGACUCUUCAAAAAAGAAGAUAUUUUGAUGAUACAACAGCUCAAUUCAUGGUGGGCUGUGUAGUUGAAGCACUCGAUCAUCUUCAUUCGCUUAAUAUUGUUUACCGAGAUCUCAAGCCUGAAAAUCUUAUGUUGGAUUCUAGAGGAUACUUGAAACUCGUUGAUUUUGGCUUUAGUAAGAAAAUAGGUCCAGAUAAGACGUGGACAUUUGCCGGAACUCCUGAGUAUGUUGCUCCAGAGAUUAUUCUUAAUAAAGGUCACGAUAGAGCGGUAGAUUAUUGGGCCUUGGGAAUCCUGACACAUGAGUUGCUAGUUGGUAAACCCCCAUUCAGAGGCUCAGAUCACAUGACUACUUAUAACAAGAUCUUGAAAGGUAUUGAGAUGGUUGGAAUCCCAGCGAUAGUGAAUAAAAAUGCGAAUCACUUGAUAAAAAAGCUAUUGAGAUUGAGUCCUUCAGAACGACUUGGUUAUCAAAGAAAUGGAAUUCAAGAUAUCCGGGAUCACAAAUGGUUUACGAAUUUCAAUUGGCAAGCGCUGCAAAGACUUGCACUUCCUGCACCUAUCGUACCUACUGUAAGAAAUCAAACAGAUACUAGAAAUUUUGAAAGAUAUCCACCUGAACGAGAAGUGCCACCUGAUGAAUUUUCUGGAUGGGAUAUGGAUUUUUAAUUUAAGUAAUUAAUGAAAAUAAAAAUCUGUCAUAAACUGAUAUUAAUUACAUACAAUUGACUGACAUGUGUACUAAGAUAUCACUAAUUAUAAACGAAAAAAAACACCAUAAUAUAUAAUACAUAAAAAAGAAUUUUGUAGAUGAAGAAGAGGAUUUUCAAUUAAAUUAUAACAACUUGUCCUUCGAUUUGAUGGAAAAAUCAUUUUAUAUUACAGAUAAUCUCAACGUAACAUUUUAUAGAUAAGAAUAAUGUUCCCCACAAUGUCAUUUUAUAACAAACGGAUAAGAUAUUUUUUCAUUUUUUAAAUCUCUUCAAGUGUUCUAAUAGCUAAAGUUUGAUUAACGUUCAAAUUUUCUAUUUUAUUGGCUAUUGACUACUAUCUAAAAUAAAUCAAUCCAGACUCUCGUGUCAUAAAGUCAUAAAAAAAAGAUGCUGUUACCAACAAACCAAUGUAAAAAUGUUAUAUUUUAUUUAUGCUAUUUUAUAAUUAAAACUUAAUUAAUUUCCCGAA